This is a messenger RNA of Symbiodinium sp. CCMP2456, 1944 nucleotides long. NCBI's taxonomy places the organism in Eukaryota, Dinophyceae, Suessiales, Symbiodiniaceae. The record is from the annotation of a GenBank genome assembly.
GUAGAUGCAGGUGUGUCAAGCUUGUCUGCGGUCAAUUUCUAUGAGGUUCCCCGCCGGCAUUUGCAGCCGGAGGCCAACAACAUGCGCAACACCAGCAGCGAGUCCGAGCUCGCAGCCAUGCCGAAAUUCUCCUUGUAUGCAAGGCUCCGUGCAGCUGGCGAGGAGGCUGGCAAGGACCGGCUGCGCGCGCGGCUCGUGUGGCUGUUGGUCGUGCUGGAGACGAUCUCCAUGCUUUGCUUUCCUCAAGUGGCCACCCUCACGCACGGAGCGUUCUUUCUGAUCCCGCUGGGGGCGCUCUUGCUAGCUGCCGCGGUUCGUCUUUACCCCAGGCCUGGCAUCCUACUGGCUGAGCCACUCUGUGUCGUCUGGCCUGACAACCAUUCACGACACGGCCUGGCGCGCGAGCAGGCGCCCAACCUUUGCUUUGGUGGCUUCGUGUGGGUGUUGAAGCUUGUGUGCUGUUUGACUUUCUGGACGAAGCCCGAUGCGAACAGCUUCCUGGAAGGGAAUUGCCCUGACGCGGUCCCGCAGCCAAGUUGCAGCCACUACGACCGAUUAAAUUUAACUCGUGCAUGUAUGGUCGUACACCUCACAUUCGAAACGCCAAAUGCCAAUCGCCUACACCUUUUGGAAAGAGAAUGCUGGGAUCAGUGCUCUAGUCCUGGUUGUGGGCCACGGGAGCAGACAUUUGAUGACUCAGUUGUCGCCGCUUUGUCCUGGAAGUUUGUGCACAUGCAUUGUGACGACCCAUGUGAUUUAUCUUGCUGCCAGUGCCUGCAUUGCCACCUAUCCCCCACAGUGCCUUCUUGGCUGAAGCAGGGAUGCCUUGCUAAUGCGUUCGCGCCAGAUCUUGCACAAGAGCUUUAUGUGUGUCACAACCCAGGAUGCGAACCGAAGCCAAAUCCGUACUAUGAGGCUCAGACACUGAGCUCCGAAAAUACCAUGCUCGCACAACUGUCUCGGUGCACCUUGGUCCAUGGAGAAGAACCUACUCAAGUCAAGACUGCGGUGGCUGUGGUCGCAGCAUUGCAGUGCUUGCCUUUAGCCUCUUUGAUCGCCUGCCUUUUGCUCAGCAUCUGGGUGCACCUGCUGAAGGGUGGAAGCGCUUUUGUCAUGCUGGGUACUGUCCCCAUGGACCCUGAGACCAUUGAGGCCAUAGAUGCAAAGGCAGCGGAGUUGAAAGAUCAAAUUGCGCACAGAAGAUUGGAAUCCUCGCCAAAAGUGAAGUUCCAGCUUUGGAUGGACUUUGUUGUUUUCCUGCUCGACUACCUGUCGGACUACAACUGCCUCCGAACUUUUGUCGUGGAGGGAGCCUAUGGGGUGGCAGCCGUGCAAGUUGUCAUUAUUGCUGCUCCGGUGGCCUUAGAUUGCUACCGUGGUAAGAUACAGCUGGUCGAAGUAUUCGGGCAAUUCAUUGAGUCACGGAAGCGGGGCUUUCCUACCGACGACUUCAUGCUGGCGCUUCGCUCCGAGAAGAGCCUUGAGGCCCCGCUUUCCAUGUUCUUGCAGUUCUACAUGCUGUUGCGGACCACACACCCUUCGUCCAUCUGGAGCCUUUGCAUCUCCAUGCCGCUGAGCAUCCUGGGCAUUGCAAAGCACGUGCAUGCGACGUUUGAGCUUCAGGUUUUGGAGGUGUUGACGAGACAUCCAGCCCAGCCCAGCCAGCCAGAGCUGCAGACCACACCCCUGCAGUCAGGGCACGGCAACCGUCCCCAGCAGAGACCAGGGCCCGGACCUGCUGCAGGUCCUUGGAGAUCAGGCGGCGAGAACCUUGCAAUGCAAGGGUCCCCCUGUCCGCCAGAUUCCAUGCCGGUGAUUCUGGCCUUCCCUCCAGGCAUCGCACCACGUGCCGAGCCUCUUCCGACCCUCCCACCAGGCAUCGCGCCCCGUGGCGCACUUCUUCCCAUUACUGUGGGCAGCUCAAAGGCGAAAGACACUGAGUAG